Debaryomyces hansenii CBS767 is the source of this 1356-nucleotide messenger RNA. RefSeq names its product Rax1p (gene RAX1). The transcript has a single exon. NCBI's taxonomy places the organism in Eukaryota, Fungi, Ascomycota, Pichiomycetes, Serinales, Debaryomycetaceae. Gene Ontology annotation, biological process: intracellular protein localization. Gene Ontology annotation, cellular component: plasma membrane. The record is from RefSeq and is a predicted model, not a curated record. Bases 1 to 1356 code for a protein of 451 amino acids.
AUGACGAACCAGUCGGUUCAACGAAAUCGGCUUCCAACGCUAGGAGAAAUAUUGGCAAAUAAGACGAAACCGCCAGUAAGCUUGCAUAACUUUUAUGACUAUAUGAAAGUAACGGAUCACAAUUCAGAUUACCUAGACUUCUGGUUUGAUUUGGUGAAUCACUUGAAUUUGUGUAAGCAUUAUAUUUGGGGGUUGAGAGAAAGCAUAGUCAGACAGUCAUAUAACGGGAAUCGUCAUUCUAUGCCUAUACUGGACAGGUCUAAGGCCAAAUCAGUUUCAUCUUCCAUUUUAUUAGACCUUAUAGUGAAUGAUAAUUUUUUGCAGGGCAACGACUCUAGGAGGUUAUCACAGUUCUUGCGAGGUGACUUGGAGGUAAACCCAAGGCUAUCCGAGUUAAUUAGUAUCUAUGAUGAACAAACGGUCGCCAACAACGCGGGUCAAACAGAGCAAACGGGGCACACAGGCUACGCAGGAUACACAGGUAAUGACUCUACUACUUCCAUACACAGUCCCGUAUAUAAUAAUACCAACGGUAAGAGAGUAUCGUCGAAUUCGAGGUUGUUAGAAGAUGAUUCGUACGUUUCGAACCAGUUAAACAUUACAGAUGCUGACAAGUCGCAAGUAUUUUCCCAGCCAAAAUACAUGCCGCUAGAACAACCACCACGUAAAAGAAUUUCGUCAGUGAACCCGAGCACGAUCGAAAAGCUCAUCAAUAACUCGCCAGGUAUGUCAGAAAGAAGUUCAUUUAUCACUAGAGAUAACUUGAAAGAAUCAUCCAAGAAUUUAUUGUUAAAAUACUUCGUCGAGGAUUCGGAGAAAGAUUUAAAUUUACCAGGUAGCCUUAAGAAUGAUAUUGUAAGAGCCAUAGAAGUGGAAGGUAGAGACGAUCCAGAUGCAUUUAGUAACGUGAAAAUUUACGUCUUCAAUCGAUUAGAGAACUACUACUUGCCAAACUUUUUGGAUCUAGUCGCGAUAAAGAACAUCAACCGUACUAGUAAUAACUUUCUUGUUUCAUACGGGAGAAUCAUCUUAGGAUUCUUCUUCUUAUUCAUUGGGUUCUGGAUGAGCUAUAUUUUUCUAUUCUUGAACUACAGUAAGGGCAAAAGGCUCUAUAUCAUCAUCCCCUUCAUAAUAUCUGCAUACUGCUUAAUAUCAUCGAUUUACUUCAUAGACCCAAUAUUGGUGUGGCUUGGCUAUAGUGAAUCAUUUACAAGCGAAAACUACUUGAUUAAGAUCAAAGAAAAAUUCAUUCAUAGACUAUUAAUCAAAAGGAGCUUGUGGGUAACAGCACUAAUUUUGUUGUUUACAGCUGUGUUUACAGUACUAUUUAGCUUAGUUCCCGGUCAUAGAUUGUAA